AAGACGGCGAGCGGGGUCGGCACGGAGUCCUCCAGCUGCUGACGGGGGACCGUCCGCGGCUGCCCGCUUAAGCCUCACCUUCCCUCCCCGCCAGGUGGAAAGGCUCAUGAAGCCGCUAAGGGAGAGCCUAGUGGUUAGAUCUGCAGCUGGAUGGAUGGUUAUGGGGAAAGGGGCAAGCGCGCAAGCCCUCGGACUGACCCACUUCUUCUCCUCUUGGCUCUCCAUCAUCUUCCCCGCAGCCAUGUCUCCAUGCAAGAUCAUGAAGUGCAACUCUGAAUUUUUGGCCGCAACCUCGGGGACGCAGCCCCCGGCCGCUGAGGAUGCUCCUGAGUUCUGCACUGCCUUGCGCGCCUAUGCCCUCUGCACCCACCACACAGCUCGCACCUGCCGGGGAGACCUUUUCUACCACUCUGCAGUCCAUGGCAUCGAUGAUCUCAUGACCCAACACAACUGCUCCAAAGAUGGGCCCACCUCCCAGCCUCGCCUCCCCCCGCUGCCCCGGGGCGACAGCCAGGAGCGCUCAGACAGCCCCGAGAGCUGCCAUUAUGAACGUAGCUUCCACAAACACUCCUUGCGCCCCAACUACACCCACUGUGGGCUGUUUGGAGACCCCCACCUGCGGACGUUUUCGGACAGCUUCCAGACAUGCAAAAUCCAAGGGGCCUGGCCGCUCAUUGACAACAACUACCUGAAUGUGCAAGUCACCAACACUCCUGUCUUGCCUGGCUCCCUGGCAACGGCCACCACCAAGCUCACGAUCAUUUUCAAGAGCUUCCAGGAGUGCGUGGAUCAAAAGGUGUACCAGGCAGAGAUGGAUGAACUCCCAGCAGCCUUUGCCGAUGGCUCGAAGAAUGGCGGGGACAAGCAUGGUGCCAACAGUCUGAAGAUCACCGAGAAGGUCUCUGGCCAACACAUUGAGAUCCAGGCCAAAUACAUUGGCACCACCAUCGUAGUGAGGCAAGUCGGUCGCUACCUCACUUUUGCCGUCCGGAUGCCAGAGGAGGUCGUGAAAGCUGUGGAGGAUGGAGACAACCAGGGCCUCUAUCUUUGCCUCCGGGGUUGUCCACUCAACCAGCAGCUAGACUUCCAUGCCUUCCCUUCCACCCCAAAGGCUACUGAAAACCGCCCUCACCGGAAAAGCUCAAACCCAUCUUCUUCACCUGAGGUCUUCACCUAUGAAACGGCCACAGCCAAAUGCAAAGAGAAGCUUCCGGUUGAGGAUUUGUACUUCCAGUCCUGUGUCUUUGACCUCUUGACAACCGGUGACGUCAACUUCACCCUUGCUGCUUACUAUGCUUUUGAAGACGUCAAGAUGCUCCACUCCAACAAAGACAAGCUUCACCUCUUUGAAAGGACACGAGACUUGGAGUCGGGCGAUAGGGCCACCUCCCAGCUUUCCAUGGCUUUGUUUCUUUCGCUCUUGGCAUUCCUAUGCUUGAAUCAGAGUCCAUCCUUUUUCUUGUAGACUAGCCUAGACACAUUUGGUGGAGCUGGGAAACUGAGGAGCACUGUUAACAGUUUGGGGCAGGUGUGAAACGGAAGCAACUGGGAAUUGCGUUGACACAGGUCAUGUCUAGAAAAUGUGACUAUGGAUCUUCCUGUCAACAUCUUCCCUGUCAAAAAAGGCUUCCUCCAUGUGGGAGGGUUGUCAAGGGCCACGUCAGACACCUUUCUCCUUCCUCCAGUUGCUACACAUGAUGGAGAGAUCUUCCUUCUCACUUUUCUUGAAUGCCUUUUUUCACGGACAAUGGCAUUUGUAUAAUAGUGUUUGGAGAGGCAAAUCGGAACAGUUGCUUCUGGACUGUGCAUAUAGUGGCUUGGAGAUGACAGAAGACUGUUGAAAGAAUCCCUAAGUGGGCCAGAAAUGGGCAGAGUCCCACGGCCUUGGGGGGAGGGGUGUCUGUUUUUGCAUCCUGCUCAUGAAAAAUGGGUUCGCGUGGUUGCAUCCUUGUGCAUGGGACUCUGCUGGUGCACACUUAUCUCCAGUUUGGCUUGGGCAGCUGCUGGCAGCUGCUCUUGGGUGGGGUGGGUGUAUCAGUGGUCUUUCCCUCCACGUCCAGAGGAAUGGCGCCUACGAACCAAUCUGCAAGGUUUUGAUGGUCCCUUUGCCUCCCCUGGGCAGACACCACCCCUACAAACUCGUUUCCUUCCUUGCUUACUCCAUCUUAGUCUCCUUCAUAGAAAAUGGCUUCCUUUUGCUUCAGCGGAGAAUGAACUGGGGAAGAGUGGGAGGGUUGACCUGAUUUCAUGGGCAAUGUGAGAAGAUUGUGUUUCUUUCCAACUCUUGGGUGUGGUUCGAGAACCACAACGCCUGUCCUGUUUUCACACUCGUUGUCCACUCCUGUUCUGGUACUUAGGAAAAUAAGCUAGGGAACUAGGCCAGUAUUAGUCCAGUCCGUGCCACCUCUAGGUGCAAAUCUUCUGGUUGACGUCAUCCUGAAGUCUUUCAUUUUGGAAAACAAACCAAGCCAAUCCAUAGGAGAGCUGGGACAUCUUUUUCAGUGGUGUCGGUUUUCAGACCUCAGUUGCACCUUCUUCCCCAAUGACUUGUCCCUUCCUGCUUCUGCAGUGGAUAUGAUGAGUUGUUCUGGUCAGUCGCCCUGCUGAGAAGGCUGCCUGCUGAGUUGGUGGCAUUACUGUACUAUUCGGGCCUUGUAUUAUAAAACAGAAUUCUUUAUUGGCCAAGUGUGAUUGAACACACAAGGAAUUUGUCUCCAGUGCAUAAACUCGUAUUACAUACAAACAACAAGUGAUGGCUCAUAAGUCAUAAAUCAAUUAUCGUCAGGAAGCUCACUCCAAAUUGAUCAGCAAUUUAUGCAAAAAAAAUUGGGCUGUGCAUUUCCCAGAAGAUAGGUAGGCCUCAUAAACAAUGCUGUUGUUUUAUUUGAGGAAUGAAGGGGGAGAUGGAAGGUCUGCCUCAGUAUUCUGGAAAUACCGUUUUACAAGAUGCACCUUCUUUAGGUCCAUGUUUUUCUUGUACAACACCUGAACUAAGGAAACUCUGAAACAUUAUUUUGGGUUUAGGUCCAGGUGCCAGAUGAGAAGCCUCCCAUCCUAAAAUUUAUCCUGAUCCCUUUCUAUUUUGAAUACACCAUGGUGGGUGUAUCCCCUUCCUUGGGAAGGGGACAGAUUGUGUGGGUGUGUUUGCUGUGUAUAUUGACAACAUGCAAGUUUUAGAGAAACCUUUGAGAGUGAGCUCAGUCUGUUCCUAAGUUGUGAGCCCUAUCUGACCAUCACAACACCAGAAGGACAUCCAGCUAUACACAAAGCCAUGUUUUUGUAUGCUUCAAGCAUGAACAUCUGUCUGAUCAUCUGCCAGCUCAUAUUUUAUCUUUUUUGAGUGUGCAAUAAGUUGAACACAUACUAAAACUUACAGAUGGUCAUUUUGCCAAGUGAGCAAAGAGAUGGGAUUGCCCUGCUUCCUUCCUAAAAUAUUUAAAGAAAUGCUUUUUAUUACUUCUCUUCAUGAUUGGUUCAUCAGUGGGCAUGAUUGUCUUCUCCAUUGUUUUGUGUCAUUUUGAGAAAACCGAAUUGGGGUCACUUAGAGAGGGUCGUAGGGCAGACAGGGUGCUCUCUUCCCACAUUUUCAGAUGCCUAGGAAGUCAAGAUGGAGGUCUCUCUCUGCCCACAUUUAGCUCAAAAGUACCAUGAACAAACCGUGCUGAAAUUUUGCUAAAAUGGUAGGUCAGAAUGUCUACCAAGUCAUGUUCAUGGUUCAUCCCACAGUACAGGUAGUCCUCGACCUACAACCACAGUGGAGCCCAACAUUUCUGUUGCUAAGGGAGGCAUUUGUUUGCCCCAUUCUAUGACCUUUCUUGCCACAGUUGUUAAGUGAAUCACUCUAGUUGAUAAGUUAGUAACCUGGUUGUUAAGUGAACCUGGCUUCCCCAUCGACUUUGCUAGUCAAAAGGUCGCAAAAGAUGAUCACAUGACUUUGGGACACCGCAACGGUCCUAAGUAUGAAUCAGUUGCCAAGCAUCUGAACUUUGAUCCCAUGAUCAUGGGGAUGCUUCAAAGGUUGUAAGUGUGAAAAACGGCCGUAAAUCACUUUUUUCAAUACUUCCUGUAUUGUCUAUUGUAUUGACACUACAUACAUCACUAUAUAGUUGCAUCUGUAAUGAAACCACAACGCAGGUGACAUUCUGUGGAAACAGGUGAUUUCUACCGUGGCCUUUUUGAUCAUAGGGUGGACAUCCCAAUACAUUCGGAGAAGAAAGAUAGGAAAUCUGACUCGGUACUAAUUCAAUAGAUGUCCCAGGUUGGCGCCAUACUUUUCAUGUCAUUAGAGAGCCUGAUGGUACUGAGGGGUGAGGGGGGCAUGCUCUCCACAGAGCGCCUGGUUUUAUCACCAUUGACCUUAUUUAGAUGGAAUUUCAGGCAAGUUGGCUUGGAGAAAAAAAAUCCUAGAUGGUAGUUAGAUCCCAGGAAUGAAUGACUGCGAAGAGUGAAGAUCAGCGUGCCUUCAUAAUUCACGCAUGCUUGGAUUAACCUAUGGCACCCAUUUCCAUUCAAUUCUGAACCACAAUCUAUUAAGACAAUCGUCACCCAGCUUUUCCAAGAGAUUUUUUUCCAAAUUUCUACCCAUUAUCUCUUGUGGCUUCUUCCAAGCUGUGACCGAAGAAAUGCAGUGCGAUUUUUAAAAAAAUGUUUUAGCCUGAAUAGCGUUUUGGGAACUGGAUAAACCAUAUAUGGAAAUCUUUGGCUGAAUUUAUAUACAGUUCAGCAAGGGAAACCUGAAUUAUCACUGUGUUUGCAAUGAAGGUGAGAACUCACCCUUCACAUGAAAUUUUCCUCACAACCCAUAGUUUACCUCACAACCCAUGCUAACUACAACUGCCAUAAUCCCCAACCAAUGAAGUCACGACAAGAGGAGGCGGACUUUAAUCAAAAUUAACUGGCCACUGUCAAAAUGCCAUUUUAUUUUAGCAUUUCAUAAAUCAAAAUUCUUGAAAACAGUAAAACGUAACAAAUUGGGAGGUUUUUCUUAACCAAUUGUCAUCUUUCAUUCCCCUCAACUUAUUUCUCUGAUUAUGGUGAGCUCUAAAACCAUUUCCACCUUUGGGAUAUUGCUUCUUAAAUUUUAAUUAUUAACAAAGCACUUUAUUUUCUAUUAUCUUCAGUCAAAUUUUGGCUUCUGAGUGAAUUCAGCCUAUGAAGACCCAAGAGGCUCCGAAUGAAAAUCUGAAUAAAGACAGGGAAAGCGUAUAACAAACACACUGCCUCCCUUUCCAGCUUAUUGCAUGUGUGUGGAAAUUGUAUGGGGUGUUGUGAUGUAAAUAUUGUAAAUUAUUUAUUGAUUUUAAAAAAAGCAAAUAAAUUUCUUUUUCUUCCCAAUAA
This is a messenger RNA of Pantherophis guttatus, 5337 nucleotides long. It is a transcript of the gene RGMA, whose product is annotated as repulsive guidance molecule BMP co-receptor a. Gene Ontology annotation, molecular function: coreceptor activity. Lineage: Eukaryota; Metazoa; Chordata; Lepidosauria; Squamata; Colubridae. Gene Ontology annotation, cellular component: plasma membrane. The record is from RefSeq and is a predicted model, not a curated record. Gene Ontology annotation, biological process: BMP signaling pathway.